GGCGGCUCGGUGCAGCACAACGGCCCCUUCCCGGCGCCGCCGCCGCCGCCGCCGCCGCCGCCGCACAUGGACCCCGACCCGCCCGACUCCCGCAAGCGGCCGCUCGAGACCCCCCCCGAGGCCUCCAGCACCAAGCGCUCCAACACCGGCGAGGAGGGCGAGUACUUCCUCAAGGUGCUCAUCCCCAGCUCGGCCGCCGGCUCCAUCAUCGGCCGCGGCGAGACCAUCGUCCAGCUCCAGAAGGAGACCGGCGCCACCAUCAAGCUCUCCAAGUCCAAGGACUUCUACCCGGGCACCACGGAGCGCGUGUGCCUCGUGCAAGGCACGGCCGAGGCCCUCAAUGCCGUGCACAGCUUCAUCGCCGAGAAGGUGCGCGACGCGCAGGCUGCGGCCAAGCCCGAGGCCGCCGGCGCCCUCCAGCCGCAGACCACCAUGAACCCCGACCGGGGCCAAGCAGGCGCCCACCCACAGGCGAAGCUCAUCGUGCCCAACAGCACGGCGGGGCUCAUCAUCGGCAAGGGGGGGGCCACGGUGAAGGCCAUCAUGGAGCAGUCGGGCGCCUGGGUGCAGCUGAGCCAGAAGCCCGAGGGCCUCAACCUGCAGGAGCGGGUGGUGACGGUGAGCGGCGAGCCGGCGCAGGUGCUCAAGGCCGUGCACACCAUCGUGCACAAGAUCCAGGAGGACCCACAGAGCAGCAGCUGCCUCAACAUCAGCUGCAACGUCACCGGCCCCGUGGCCAACUCCAACCCCACCGGCUCGCCCUACGCCAGCGCCACGGACGCCUUGCCGCCCACGGCCGCCGCCGCCGCCGCCGCCGCCGCCGCCGCCGCCUCGGGGCUGCUGGGGCCCGGCGUGGGCGGCGCGGGCGCCUUCGCCGGCGCCCUGCCCAGCUUCUCGGGCAGCGACCUGCUGGCCAUCAGCGCCGCGCUGAACACCUUGGCCUACGGCUACAACCCGGCGGCGUUGGGGCUGGGGCUCAACUCGGCCACGGCGUCGGGCGUGCUGGCGGCCGUGGCGGCCGGCGCCAACCCGGCGGCCGCCGGCGCCAACCUGCUGGCCUCCUACGCGAACGAUGCCGCCGGCGCCUCGGCGCCCGCCUUCGCCCUGGGCUCGCUGGCCGCCGGCACCGCCAAUGGCUACCUGGGCACGGCGGCACCUCUCGUAGCCGGCUCCUUCCUGGCCCCCGAGAAGCUGGUGGAGAGCACCAAGGAGCUGGUGGAGAUCGCCGUGCCCGAGAACCUGGUGGGCGCCAUCCUGGGCAAGGGGGGCAAGACGCUGGUGGAGUACCAGGAGCUCACAGGCGCCCGCAUCCAGAUCUCCAAGAAGGGCGAGUUCAUCCCCGGCACCCGCAACCGCAAAGUGACCAUCACGGGCCCGCCGGCCGCCACGCAGGCCGCCCAGUAUCUCAUCAGCCAGCGGGUCACCUACGAGCAGGGCGUGCGGGCCACCAACCCCCCCAAAGUGGGCUAAGGCCGGCCGCGACGGCGCCCGGGGUGCCGGCGGGCGCCGGGGCGGGGGGCUGGCGGGUGCUGGGGUGACGCAGGCGCCUGGGGGGGGAUGCGAUGGGUGCCGGGGUGGUGUGGCCCCAUCACCUGGGGCGUCCCAUGGGCAGGGUGGCAUUGCCGAAGGACCUUUGGGUACUAAUGGGCAUGGCUCCGGCGCCUGGGGUGGCCAACGGGCAUGGUGGCACCACCAAAGGACCCUCGGGUGUCUGAAUUCAUGGCUGUGGUGCUCCAGGGUGGCCAAUGGGUGCUGGAGUGGCACUGCCUGGGCACCUAAGGUGGCCAAGAGGCAUGGCCCCUCACCCAAGGUGGCCAACAGGCAUGGUGGCACCACCAAAGGGCCCUUGGGUGCUAAUAGGCAUGGCUCCGGUGCCUGGGUGGCCAAGGGACCCUGAGGUGGUCUUGCUCCAGCAUCCAGGGUGGCUGAGGGGCAUGGCCCUCCCACCCAAGGUGUCCCAUGGGCAUGGUGGCACCACCAAAGGACCCUUGGGUGUCUGAAGGCAUGGCUCUGGCACGUCAGGGUAGCUGAUGGGUGCUGGGGUGGCCUUGCUCCAGCACCCAAAGUGGCCAAGGGGCAUGGCCCUAUCACCGGGGGUGUCUCAAGGACACGGUGGCACCUCCAAAGGACCUUUGGUGUCUGGAGGCAUGGCUCUGGCACUCCAGGGUGGCUGAUAGGUGCUGGGGUGGCCAUUGCCUGGGCACCCAAGGAGGCUGAGGGGCAAGGCCCCGUCACCCAGGGUGGCCAACAGGCAUGGUGACACCACCAAAUGACCCUCGGGCACCCGAAAGCACAGCUCCGGUGCCCGGGGUGGCUGAUGGGUGCUGGGGUGGCCUUGCUCCAGCACCCAAGGUGGCCGAGGGGGCAUGGCCCCGUCACCCGGGGUGUCCCAUGGGCAUGGUGGCACCUCCAAGGACCUUUGGGUGUCUAAGGGCACGGCUCCGGUGCCUGAGGUGGCCGAUGGGUGCUGGGGUGGCAUUGCUGAGGACCUGGGGUAGCCGAUGGGUGCCGGGGGGGGAGGGUAUUACUGUUGGUGGGGGGGCGGGUCGCACCCCACUUGGGUGCCGAGCGGCACAGGAGACCCCUCCCCCAGCCUCACCCCUCCUCAUCUAUCCAUUUUGCCCAAUUGGAGGUUUUUAAUAGGAAAACAAAAUCCAAGGAAGAUGACUUUUUCUGUGCCCCACCCCCAGUUUCCUCCCAGGGCCCCUAAAAUGGGGGUCCCCCCACCUUAGGGCCCCCCAACCCUCCUAUAAUGGUAGCCCCCACACACACCCCAGAGACCCCCUAUCAUGGGGUCCGCCCAUGACCCCCGAUAUUGGGGAUCCCCCCAGGCUCUAAACAGGGGUCCCUGACCUCAAGGCCCCCCAGUAUGGGGGCUCCCCCAGGCCCCUAAUGGGGGUGUCCCUCCCACCCAGGACCCCCCCCAUUCGAGACCCCCCCCCCACUCAAGCACCCCAAUACGGGGGGGGUCCCACAACCUCGCCCCCCUCCCCCGGGAAGGGUGCCCACCUCGGUAGCACUUUGCAAUGGGGGGGGGUCAGGAGACGGGGGAGG
Rhea pennata is the source of this 3054-nucleotide messenger RNA. RefSeq names its product RNA-binding protein Nova-2-like. Gene Ontology annotation, molecular function: mRNA binding. The record is from RefSeq and is a predicted model, not a curated record. NCBI's taxonomy places the organism in Eukaryota, Metazoa, Chordata, Aves, Rheiformes, Rheidae. Gene Ontology annotation, biological process: mRNA splicing, via spliceosome; regulation of alternative mRNA splicing, via spliceosome. Gene Ontology annotation, cellular component: nucleus; cytoplasm.